AUGGCCUCACCAACUAUGGACGAGAUCGCCUUCGCCUAUGGUGAGGCUGGCAUGCCCAGAUCUAGCCAAGGCCAAGUAAGGGAUGAGCUUGAGCAACUACUAGAUGAUGAUGAUGAUGGUAUGGCUGACUUGUAUUUGUCAAGAAAACAAGUUGGUGCGUCUUCCCCUAUAAGUGGUUCAGGAGCCCAAAAUCGGUUUCCUGCUUCCCAUACCAUUGGCUCGAAGAAAUCUCGAGCCAGUAGGGCGAGUGUGGCAACAGUUCAUGGAGACGAAGAUGAUGUUGAGGAGUUGAAAAUGUUACCUGAGGCUUACUUUAUGCAAAUUGAUGGCACAUUGAACAAGCUGACAACACUUCGGGAAUAUAUCGAUGACACCAAGGACUACAUUAACAUCCAGUACUUUCUCUUUCCUCAUCUUGAUAAUCACCGCAAUGAGCUAAUUCAGCUAGAGCUCUUCCUGAGCUCGGGAACUUUUUGUUUGUCCAUCUAUGCUUUGGUUGCUGGCAUUUUCGGCGUGAACAUACCUUAUGAUGGGAACAAUAACCAUGGCUACCUAUUCAAAUGGGUCAUGAUCGUGGCUGGAGCUGCUUGCACAUUCUUAUUCAUCCUUAUUAUCGCAUAUGCUCAUCAUAAGGGAUUGGUUGGAUCUUGA
Molecule: messenger RNA, 651 nt
Organism: Eucalyptus grandis
Lineage: Eukaryota; Viridiplantae; Streptophyta; Magnoliopsida; Myrtales; Myrtaceae
Product: magnesium transporter MRS2-I-like
Exons: 7
Coding region: 1-651 (216 amino acids)
Biological process (GO): magnesium ion transport
Molecular function (GO): magnesium ion transmembrane transporter activity
Source: RefSeq, a predicted model, not a curated record